Cydia amplana is the source of this 4560-nucleotide messenger RNA. RefSeq lists its product as uncharacterized. The transcript has 11 exons. The coding region runs from base 115 to 4560 and encodes 1481 amino acids. The record is from RefSeq and is a predicted model, not a curated record. NCBI's taxonomy places the organism in Eukaryota, Metazoa, Arthropoda, Insecta, Lepidoptera, Tortricidae.
AAAAAAACAAAAGUAAUGCAAAUGUCAAACCGAGGACGCCGCGUAUUUGCUAAAAGUUUAUUUAGUUAUCUUUUAUUGAAUUAGUGGUCUCAAAAGUGUAGUGUACCGGCCAAGAUGCCGAAUAAGUACUUUAUUUACGCCGGCGGGCGUUGGUGCGAGGUGGACACGCGGCGGGGCCGGGUAGAGGGCUUUCGACAACGCGCGCGUUUUUGCUACUUACGCGGCGGGAGGUUGGAAGUGGGGCGCACUGCGACUAUCCUGCGGGCGCUACGGUCACUGGCGGCUGGUGCCGGCGGCGCCGCGCGGGAUUCUGCGCCUCUACUUCACCGGCGACGUCAUAAGCCGCGGCGAGAGAGUGCGCGGGCGCACCGCUGCUGCUCCCAGCAUCCCCAUCACUCCAGAUGCGACGUAAACGCCAACGAGUUAGGUGACAAGCCAACCGCUAAAGCUGUCCAACCACAAGAGGCUUCCCCGCGCAAAAGAAAAAGGUCCUCCAGUGAGGAAUCACACACCAAAGCGAAGCAGAUUAAGAGCGAUGAAUUGACACAAAUAUCUAAGUCUCCGCAAAAGAAGGCAGUCGAAGACAAGGAGGAGCUAAUUGUGAUAAGUCUUUUAGAAGACAGCAAGGAAAAGAAGUCACCGCAAAAGAAAGCUGUAAAAGUACGAGACCCAGAACAAGAGAAACUAGUACAAAGUCUUCUAGAAAGCAGCUCUUCAGAAGACAUAAAGGAACAGACACAGUCACCGACCUUACCUGGACCAAGAUCACGCAAAGUUAAAGAAAUAGAAAGAAGUCCGCAGAAGUUGCAGAAAGCGAAGACUGUAGAUAGAGGGAAAGAAGAACAGAAGUUAGUGCAGUCGCUGCUGCAGACCAGUUCUGAUGAUGAACAGGUUCCGAACAAAUCCCCUAAACCUUCACCCAAGUCCCGGCCCCAAGCGGACUCGGACAGCAGUUCCUCGUCCUCAGCGCAGAAAGAGUUGUGCAAGGAGCUAGUGAUCGACGACCACGACGUGAGGGUGCUGCGCGGGUUCCUCGCCAGGACUGCGGGGGCUGACGACCUCAAGAGGUUUGACAAAGACGAGGAAUACAAAACCCGAGUGUUCUACAAACUGAACCCGCUGGUGUGCCUGAAACGGUGCGGGCCGCUAGAAAAGUUGCUGACACAGCGGCUCACUCUCAAGGAGUUUGCGAAACACCUGGGGCUGCGGAGCGUCGCUGACGUCACCCCGGAGAAGAGGUAUCGUAUGAGACACAGCACGCGAGAGGCGCGCAACACAGCCAGUAUAACCAGCGACAGUGAGAAAGAGAAGGUGAUAGCCGUCCAGCCGAAGCGGAGGCAGCUGUGGAACAGGAACAGAGAGCUGUUCGACAACUCCCCGUCGACCCUGUCCAGCGAGUUGAAAGUCAAGCCGCAGAUACACAGACCGGCCCGAAUCAGCUCCCGAGACACCACUGACAGCGACACAGAGGUCAAGCAACACAUCCGGAGGCAUCUUGAGAGACGGGCCAGUGCCAGGCUCAAUCCGGAGAGAAAGGAAACGAGAUCUAAUAAAAAUGAUGACUCUAUCGUUGUAGAGAGUAAUAGUGAUGAAACUAGUCAAUCCGGUAAUCAAAGACAAACUAGACGUAAGUCUAAAGGCACAGCAGAAGAUAAUGAAUCUAUGCUAGUUAGAGAUGAUAACAGUAGUAAUGCUGAUAGUAAUGAAAGAAAAAUUAGACGCAAGUCUAAAGGAACAAAGGAAGAUAAUCAAUCUGUGCUAGUUAGUGAUGAAAGUGAUAGUGUUGUCGUUCAAAAACAACGAAAAUCUAGAUGCAGAAUUAGAGAAAAGCGCAAAACUGCUGGUGAUGAAUCAGUGGUUAUUAGUGAUGAAAGUGAUAGCACUAAUGAAAGUGCUGGACGAAGUACUAGGAGGACGAGAUCUCAAGAUUCAGAAAAGAGAGUGCUAAGAGAACGCAACAAGUCUGUAAUUAUUAGUGAUUCAGAUAGAAUUCAAAAUCGUAGAAAUACUAGAACAAAGUCUAAUGAGACUGAUAAAAGGAAUGGUAAAUCUAUUCUAAUUAGUGAUAGUAACACAGAUGAAAAUCAGGUCAAGAAUGUCCGAACUAGAUCUAAAGAUCCUAAUAAAGACAUGAAAAAUAUUAAAGCAAAUGAUACCAAUGCAAAUAAAGAAAGUGAUAGGAAAACUAAAAAAGACGUCGUCAGCUCCCCUGGUACUAAAAAAACAACCAGGCCAUCCAUGAAGAUUAUAGAAGAUAAUUCUAAGAAUGACAAGGCAAAGAAUACGAAAAACGAUGAAAAAGAUAAAAUAGAAAAUACAUCUAAUAAAAGAAAAGAAGAAAAACCAGGGCCUUCCAGAAGAGAACAUAAAGAAAGUCCUAAGAAACCAGAGACCGGUAACGAUCAAGAUAAGUCAGAAAUAAGCGACAGUAGCGACGCAUUUGAGAAAUCUAAGUUAUCACAAAAUAAAUAUAAAGAGAAAAUAAAUGUAGGUAAGCUUUUGGAUAGAAGACGAUCAGCUAUGAAUAUGCCAAGAAAUCAUAAAGGGAAAUUCAUUAAAAGGCCAGAGAAUAGUGAUAAUAAAAGUAUAAUUAAUGAAAAAGAAAAUGCUGAUAAAGCGAACGAUGAUAGAGCUGAAAAGGCGGGUCAAAAAGAUAAAAAUAAAGGAAAUGACAAAAAUAGAACAGACACUGAAACUGAUAAGGAAAAAUAUAAAGUGUUAAAAGACAGAAUAGAUAGAGACAAGGAUGAAAGGGAGAGAAGAAAAGGUAGUAACAAUAAAAAGACUGAAAAUAUGGGCAAGGAAAAUGAUAGAAAAGCAGUCGCUCCUAGGAGCGUGUUUCUCAAACCUGUUAAAUUUAAGAAGUCUUGCGUGGCGAACGGACGUGAAUACACGUCAUUAGAAGACCACUCUAUAGUGGCGUGGAUAUCCGUCGGCAACCGGAUGCGGAUGGUGAAUGGCAACACCAUCUGGCGGGAGCUACAGAGCGAGUAUACACGCCUCACGUCGCAGACUCGUUCCUGGCACUCGCUCCGUAACCGCUACCUGCGCUACAUCCUGCCGUCCCUGGGCCAGCUGGCGCUGCCUCCGUCGCAGGUGUCGCGCCUGCGCGCCGCCGCGGCCGUCGGUGAGUUGGCUACUCGUCACACAGCGCGCUCCAGAUGUCGCAGCUCAUGGCACUCGCUCCGGAACCGCUACCUGCGCUACAUCCUGCCGUCCCUGGGUCAGCUGGCGCUGCCUCCGUCGCAGGUGUCGCGCCUGCGCGCCGCCGCGGCCGUCGGUGAGUUGGCUACUCGUCACACAGCGCGCUCCAGAUGUCGCAGCUCAUGGCACUCGCUCCGGAACCGCUACCUGCGCUACAUCCUGCCGUCCCUGGGUCAGCUGGCGCUGCCUCCGUCGCAGGUGUCGCGCCUGCGCGCCGCCGCGGCCGUCGGUGAGUUGGCUACUCGUCACACAGCGCGCUCCAGAUGUCGCAGCUCAUGGCACUCGCUCCGGAACCGCUACCUGCGCUACAUCCUGCCGUCCCUGGGCCAGCUGGCGCUGCCUCCGUCGCAGGUGUCGCGCCUGCGCGCCGCCGCGGCCGUCGGUGAGUUGGCUACUCGUCACACAGCGCGCUCCAGAUGUCGCAGCUCAUGGCACUCGCUCCGGAACCGCUACCUGCGCUACAUCCUGCCGUCCCUGGGUCAGCUGGCGCUGCCUCCGUCGCAGGUGUCGCGCCUGCGCGCCGCCGCGGCCGUCGGUGAGUUGGCUACUCGUCACACAGCGCGCUCCAGAUGUCGCAGCUCAUGGCACUCGCUCCGGAACCGCUACCUGCGCUACAUCCUGCCGUCCCUGGGUCAGCUGGCGCUGCCUCCGUCGCAGGUGUCGCGCCUGCGCGCCGCCGCGGCCGUCGGUGAGUUGGCUACUCGUCACACAGCGCGCUCCAGAUGUCGCAGCUCAUGGCACUCGCUCCGGAACCGCUACCUGCGCUACAUCCUGCCGUCCCUGGGUCAGCUGGCGCUGCCUCCGUCGCAGGUGUCGCGCCUGCGCGCCGCCGCGGCCGUCGGUGAGUUGGCUACUCGUCACACAGCGCGCUCCAGAUGUCGCAGCUCAUGGCACUCGCUCCGGAACCGCUACCUGCGCUACAUCCUGCCGUCCCUGGGCCAGCUGGCGCUGCCUCCGUCGCAGGUGUCGCGCCUGCGCGCCGCCGCGGCCGUCGGUGAGUUGGCUACUCGUCACACAGCGCGCUCCAGAUGUCGCAGCUCAUGGCACUCGCUCCGGAACCGCUACCUGCGCUACAUCCUGCCGUCCCUGGGUCAGCUGGCGCUGCCUCCGUCGCAGGUGUCGCGCCUGCGCGCCGCCGCGGCCGUCGGUGAGUUGGCUACUCGUCACACAGCGCGCUCCAGAUGUCGCAGCUCAUGGCACUCGCUCCGGAACCGCUACCUGCGCUACAUCCUGCCGUCCCUGGGUCAGCUGGCGCUGCCUCCGUCGCAGGUGUCGCGCCUGCGCGCCGCCGCGGCCGUCGCUGGCGCUGCCUCCGUCGCAGGUGUCGCGCCUGCGCGCCGCCGCGGCCGUCGGUGA